AAACACAAAACAAUAAUUAAUAUCCAUAAUCUCUCAAGUCAUGGCCAACCGUUCUUGCUCGUACUUUUUGGCUUUGGUGCUUCUCGUCUCGGUUAUGACAAUGUUACCGGGAGGUGAAGCACAAAAGAGAUGCGUAAAAGAGUUGGACCCAAAUACGCAAUGUGUACUAUAUAACUGCAGGGCCAAAUGUUUCAAACAAUUUAAUGGAUUCGGAAGCUGCAUUGAGAAACCUUAUGGCUCCGAGAAAUAUGUUUGCAGUUGCGCUUAUAAUUGCGGUUCCGCAUGAUUUUAUUACAAACGUGACGGAAUCAAAGCUUCCGACAAGACAAGAACCUGAUACGUACGGUUGUUCUUAAAGUUUGUUUAAAUAAGUGACUGCAAUGACAGUUACAUGUGUGUUUAAAAACGCUGUAAUGAUCUGAAUUAUAUGUAAAGAAUUGGAAAAAAUUAAAGAAUA
Molecule: messenger RNA, 457 nt
Organism: Tarenaya hassleriana
Lineage: Eukaryota; Viridiplantae; Streptophyta; Magnoliopsida; Brassicales; Cleomaceae
Product: putative defensin-like protein 165
Exons: 2
Coding region: 41-286 (81 amino acids)
Source: RefSeq, a predicted model, not a curated record